AUAAUAUGAAAAAUUUUACAAAUUACAAAUUACAUAUCUUAUUCGGCCGUACGCCUUACGGUAUGCCGAGGAUUCAAACAUCGAUUUCCAAUGCGAAAAUAACGUUUGUUGCAAUCGCUUACUGUCCCUUUAUACAGGUACGAUUACAAGAAUCGAUAAAAACCUUUAUUAUUGCGACAUUUGAAGGAAACAUUUCGAUUGCAGUACGAAUAGCAAAUCACACUCGCCUGUCACACGGCGUACUGUUCCAGUACGAAUUACCACUUCGAUAAUUUAUUGUGAAUAGCUUUUCAUUAGUCCUUCCAUUCUGCCUUCAUGAUCUGAGCAAUAGUGGGAAAUUUAAGAACACUGAUGGCAACUUCAAUUUCUAAUGUAUCCGAUGGAGAGAGAAGAUGGGUAGUUGUGGGUAUUUGUCUAUCCAAGGUUCUUGCACCUGCCUUAAGAAACGUUCUUGCAACUGAAUUGCAGAAGUGGUAUAAUCAGUUGUGUCAGCCACCUGAUGAAAUUGACAAGCAAGUUUAUCCUAGAGAGAAGAAAAACCUAUCACCUUCAACACUUGCGUUACAAUACAAGAACAUCAACAACAAUCAUGUUCACAAAUCGCCAAGUCGCUACGACUAUAAAGUUAACGACGCUUUGUCUUUGGCAAAGUUGUUUGUGAAACCAUUUAUGGCAAUGUUUACUGGUUUUGAUGAUACAAUGGAUAUGUCUGCAAUUCUGGCUGUGAUGUGUGAAGCAAAACCAUUCACCCUGUCUGGUGCAGCAGCUGAUGCAAAGAAGAUGAGGUCUGAUAUACGAAACAAGUGGGCUCAUUGUAACUUCUCUGAUUGGACCAAAGCCAUGUUCAAUGCUGCAAUUCACGACAUGGAGAGUUUGUUAAAAAAGAUGAAUAUGUCAGUCGCUGAUGAAAAAAGCUUGUGCGAUGAUCUAAAAAACUGGCAGCACAAAGGUUUGGCGUUGUGUUUUGGACAGUCUGUUGAUUCUGAACUUUUAAAAUUGGUUACAAAUGAAGUUUGUGAACUUCGUGGUUCUGUGAAAACAUGGAAGUUUGAAAGUGAUACGCAGAUUGAUGAGUUGUCCGACAAUCUUGGGAAAAUAUAUUCUAGCAUGAAUGAAGAGUUACGAGAGCUGACCAGGAGAAUUGAAAGAUGCGAGAAGUUGGAAUCAGAAAAUUCAAAAAUGCUUAGCCUACUUGACAACAAGUUUAGCAAAGAACUCUCGCAAUUUUCCAGCAAACAAGAUGAAGAGAUUCCUUACGUUUUUGAUGCUCCCAAUAGAAACAAGUAUUUCUCUGGUCGAACUGAAGAGCUUCAAGACCUUCAACGUAUUCUAAAGCAACACGAUACUGAGUUUGCAAAAAAAGCUUGUGUAGCUGCAGUCUGUGGUAUGGGAGGCAUUGGAAAAACAAGUCUUGUAACUGAGUAUGCUCACCAAAUGAAGAAUUAUUACCAAGGUGGUGUGUAUUGGUUCUCAGCAGAAGAUGAAAUGUUCUUUGAGCAGUCUGUGAAUGACACUGCUUUGAAACUUGGUGCUUCGCUUGGAAAUUUCGAGUUGACGUUGACAAAUACACUUAUAAGGAUUAGCAAGACAAGUAAACCAUGUUUAAUCGUCUUGGAUUGCCUGGAUCAACUGAAUAUCUCCCGCAAUAUACUAAAAUUUCUUUCCAUCGUGUGUAGACAUAGUGCCUCAGUAGCUGUUGUUUUGAUGACCAGGAGAAACAAAAGUGUGCUGGUUGAAGAAGUUUCAAGUCUACACGAAGAUCGCUGUUUUACUCUGAAAUGUCCGAAUGUCGAUGAAUCCAAGCAGUUCUUAUUUCUUAGGACUGGGUUGAUAAACGACCAAAACGCAAACAGUAUCGCUGAAAGUCUCGUUGAGGAGCUUGGAAGAUUACCAUUAGCUCUAGAGCAAGCAGGUGCUUGUAUCAAAGCGCUCAGUUGCAGUUUGUUCGAGUACCACGAGCAGUACAAGACAGAACGCUUAAAGUUGUUAGAAAUACAAAAAGCCAAGCCAGCAUCAUUCUAUGAAUCAUCGGAACGACUGGCCAUUCACACGACCUGGUUGUUAAAUAUCAAGCACAUCAGAGAAAGCUCUAAUGGUGCUCAUGCGAUCCGACUUAUGAAUGCCUUCGCAUUUUUUAAUGCAAAUGAGAUUGAGCCAGAGUUGGUGAACAUCGGUGAGCGCCCGAUUGAAGACAAAGAAUUUCAUCAUUGUAUGAACUCGCCUCUCGGUCGUCGUCAAGUUGUUAAACUGUUGACUGAUUUCUCACUUUUCACAUACGUCAAUACGCGCUCUAUCACUGUCCAUCGCGUAGUGCAAGAAUUAAUCAGAGAAAAUCUUGAUCCUUGCGAGAUGAAAGUUGAAAGUUUUGUUGAUGCUGUCCGCUUGCUUUACUUUGCAUUCUCCCAAAGCACAUCUCCAAGAAAUCUUGCGGGUAAUGCCGGUAUUGAAGAACGCUUCAGAGCUUUUGAUUUUCCCGCUAACCCUUGUUGUUAUUAUUUGUGGUCUAAGCUUUGUAUUCAUGCUUUGCAUCUUGAACAACAAUUUGAAAACAUACUUCAAUAUCUUGAUCAAAAAUGUGCAGAAUCGCUCUUUGUCCUGGAAAUAAGCAAAAUUGUUUAUGAAUGCGCUGUCUACCUGAGUGCUAACAUGAGGCAAGAAGCGGCUAAACGCACAUUAAAUUUUGCUUAUCGAAUAAUAGAUUGGAUUCCUUUACUGGAAUAUAACACGACGGUGGAAAAAGGUUUAUCCGAUGGCUCAUUAUUUCCCCUUGAUAUUCCUCUGCCAAAGUGGAUUAAAAUAUUAACAAGAAAAUGCUGUUCUCCCCCAAUGAUAUCUCUGGAACGUCUCGAUGAAAAACCGAAUGUGGUGACUGAGAUUCCCGACACUAGCCAGUUAGAGGAUAAGAUUGAAGAGCUUAGAUCGGAAGGAAAUAAGAGUUUCAAAGGAGGUCAAUAUAAAAAAGCAGUCGAUGCUUAUUCAUCCGCCAUAGAUAUUAGUAAACAGACAAAUUCCUUUAACCCAACGUUGCUUACUAACCGUGCUUCGGCUUACAUCAAACUGAAUCAGGUCGAAGAUGCUUUGAAUGAUGCUAAUGAGUAUAUUUUUCGACUCCCAGAUUGCUGGAGAGGUCAUGCUAGAAAAGCUUUAGCACUACUUGGUGAGAGAGUCAGCGCUGAAAUAGCGGCCGCUAUCUCUUAUUAUAAUUUCUUCGUAAAAUGUGGCAAAUGCCUAUUUUCAGAAUACCGACCAUUCACAGAAGCCUUCCAUGGUUUAAAGGAACGUAUUAGUAUUUGUGAUACUGUAUCCCAGUUAAAGGCCGUACUAUGGAAUAAUCAGGAAUGCCAACGUGUAAUAGUUCUUGGCUCGAAAGAGUAUUAUUUCAUACCAGAUUCUUCUCUGUACAGUCUCGUUGUGAACAACUGCAUCAUGGUUGGUGCAAAUCCUCAUAGUUCUGUUACUUUAAAAUUCGAAGGUCUUUCUUCUUUAAAAUUGAUGCGGAAAUGUAUGUUUACGAAUCUUUCGUUCGUUAUUGACAAAGGUCAAAUUCUAGCUCUUCCUUGUUCUUGCGUUAAAAUGCUUAAUUGUAAUUUUACUUCCUCCAACGAGGCUUCUCCACCUGUUGCGGUUCUGGGUGCGUUAAAUGCGGAACGAUGUAAGUUUAAUAACUGCCGAGCAGGCGGGCUACUCUGUGAAGAAGACUCUGGCUAUUUGUUAGUUGAUAACUGCACAUUGUCAGGUAACAGGAAAGCUGGAUUGGAAGUUCGUAAAAGUGGAAUACUGGUGGCGAGGAAUAGUCAAAUGCAUAACAAUGGUGAAGAUGGUUUAAUGGUAGGAGAGACCGCAGCAAAGUGCGAAGUAUUUGACUGUCAAAUUUACCAAAAUGCUCGCGAAGGAAUUGCAGUUGUGGAUGGCUCGAAGCGUGUCACUCUCGUACGAAAUCAUGUUUUUGAGAAUGACGGAAGUGGUAUAUUUGUAAGGAACUCGGACGUUGAUAUGAGAGAGAACAAGUUCUUUGAUAACGAAUCUUGGGGUGUUUGGUCGCAGACUAAUUCUUGGUGCCAGGUGUCUAUGAAUGAGAUCUUCCGUAACAAACGUGGUGGAGUUCGUGUUGGAAAGAGGCUAAGUGGAAAAGAAUUUCCUUGUUCUGUAGUUAAAUUGAACAAAGUCUAUAAUAACUUUGGCCCUGGUGUUGUUGACACUAUUAACAACUUCGAAGACAGCCGUCUUGUUGGAAGCGAUACAGACGUAUCUAAAACUCAUGGCGAUUACAAAUCUGCAAAAUAUGAUGAGAAUGUAGAAUAUAAUAACGAGGAAAGAAUUAUUUCCACCAAACCAAAUUUGUCUCCAUCAUGGUGUUCUGGGUGCUUUGGAAAAUGCGAAAGUUUGAAACUCUGUGGGAAGUGUUUCACUGCAGGCUAUUGCAACGCGGAUUGCCAAAAAAGUCACUGGUCAAAACACAAAAAAUUGUGCCCGGUUUUAAGAGAGAAAUCCAGCUUCUUGAUCAAUUCUAUGAAGAGAUUUGGUUUUGACGGGUUUGUUAAUGUUCAUGCGAAAGAUCUUGCAGAAGUUGGUCCAAACUAUUGUCCUCCUCCACCACGAGAUGGUAAAAGAUUCAUUGUUAAAUUACAAACAAAUUUUGAAACCGUGGCAUUUGGUGAACGGCACAUGCUUAUGAUUUAUGACCGCAGUCUUCAUUUGCACGAAAGCAUUCAAACCGAAUUCAUUGACCGUCUUGUAAAUGAAUUUGGAGUCCUCUGCGAAAGAAAAUAUGAAGAGAAAAAGCUUUUUCUUUUCUGCGUAUACGAAAAGAACGGAAAGCCUCGAUUGUUUAUCAAUCAAUUUGCCGACUUUCAGAAAUGGUAGGCAGAAGACUCUUUAUAUCUUUCGUAAGCAAGCUAUAUAAAGCUUCAUUUAAAUUGAACUAAAAUAUAAUUAUAUUUCAGAACAGUCGUCUCGAUAUAACUAUGUAUUACCACUUUAUUUCACUCAAUAUUACACUUCAGGUCGCAAGCGGCCCUCGCAUAAUCUGAAAUUAUAUAUCGUUACUUAAUUAACUAUAGAAUGUGCAAACGAUUAAUAAAUUAUAUAAUGUGCAAACGAUUAACGCUAACACAGGCUACGGGAUAUAGCCGCCCAGAAGUAAAUUUUGCACCGUAGACGAACUGGCUUAAACACUAUAAAACAGUAUACUUUAACAGUAUACUGACAUUUGUAUUACUUAUUACUUAGUUAACAAUUUCAAAU
Molecule: messenger RNA, 5244 nt
Organism: Dendronephthya gigantea
Lineage: Eukaryota; Metazoa; Cnidaria; Anthozoa; Malacalcyonacea; Nephtheidae
Exons: 4
Coding region: 352-4863 (1503 amino acids)
Molecular function (GO): Hsp90 protein binding; ADP binding
Source: RefSeq, a predicted model, not a curated record